AUGGACAAAAAGACACUUGGUGGGAAGAAAAAGCUUGUGUUUGAGCCCAAAAUGCCGACUGAACCCAUGAAUACGCACGUCUCCUCGGGCACGAAGCCUGUGAAUGUGGAGGUUAAGAGGAAAGAAGUCAAACGAAAAGAGGCUCCUGCGCCGCAUGUGCACAGGGCCCCGGAGCCGGCGGUUACGCUAAUUGGGGGCGCGAAGGAGACAAAGUCUUUCAUGUUUAGCUCUGGAAGCACGCAGGAAAUAGCGAAUGAAGACCUGCUGCGCAUAGAAAAUGCCCCUCUGACGGUCGACAAAAUAGCAGACGCUGUGCGGAGCAAGGAGGUCUCUGGGUUUUCGCUGGACUUGGGCCCCAAAAAGAAAGUGCUUCUGCAGCUGCCAAACCUUUUGCCGGAAGAGAACCGCCGCUACAUAAAGGGAAAGCUGAGGAUAGAGGAGAACGAAAUAUACUUAACCGUGGCUGGAAGAGUCAGCGCGAACGCCCCAAUGCAGGACUUCCUCUUUCGGAUUACGCCUGUCGAUAUGGGCAUGCCGCAGGAGGCAUACAAGAAGGAGGACUCGCAGGAGUCCCUUCGCCGAAUUGGGCAGGUCGACACAAAGUUCAUAUCUUCUCUUGUAAGGGAUAAGUAG
Messenger RNA from Nematocida major, 633 nucleotides. RefSeq lists its product as uncharacterized. NCBI's taxonomy places the organism in Eukaryota, Fungi, Microsporidia. Bases 1 to 633 code for a protein of 210 amino acids. The transcript has a single exon. The record is from RefSeq and is a predicted model, not a curated record.